Drosophila ananassae is the source of this 3801-nucleotide messenger RNA. RefSeq lists its product as uncharacterized. The transcript has 3 exons. The record is from RefSeq and is a predicted model, not a curated record. Gene Ontology annotation, biological process: regulation of transcription by RNA polymerase II. Lineage: Eukaryota; Metazoa; Arthropoda; Insecta; Diptera; Drosophilidae. Gene Ontology annotation, cellular component: nucleus. Bases 504 to 3083 code for a protein of 859 amino acids. Gene Ontology annotation, molecular function: sequence-specific DNA binding; DNA-binding transcription factor activity, RNA polymerase II-specific.
UUUUCUGCGCAAGACCGUAUUUCGGACCGAUCUCCUCAUGGGUCACACUGGUGGAAGUAAUAACAUUGGGAGAGAUACAAGUGAAAAGUCGAAAAAAUAGUUAAAAAUACAGACACGGUUGAAAUCGAAGUGAUAGGCUCGGGCAAACAAGCCGAGCAAUAGACGUAAUCAAUUCAGUGAUUGGUUAAGAAAAUGUUUGACAAAAACUAGAAUUCCAACCGCGUCCUUACAUACUCACGCACACACACUCACAUUCACACGCGAACGCGAUUUGCCAUCGUUGCCUCUGCGCCUCCUUUCACGCACACCUUUGAACGGGCAUCGCAGUUUUUUUUGUCGCAGCUGCAACGCAAAUUCCGAAAAGGAUUCGCAAAAACGAUCGGGAUUAUCCUGGCUUCAACUUCAAGGCGGCCAGCUAACCGCAAAGAUGGCUUCCAACGUUCUGAGGUUCUAGGGAGAAAGCCUGGUUUGUGGCCCAGAGUGUGGGGUCCUUAGACUCUAGCAUGUUCACUCCCAUCAAGAAGAUAUUCACGUAUAUACAAAAAAAUGCCAGCGGCUCGAACAUGUUCAGUCCACAAACGAACACAGCAGGCCAGAGGGAAGCCGGAGCUACCGGCCUAAGUGCCCACGAAGAAGGCGUAGACAAAGACCGGAUUAGGGACCAGGAGGACGAGGAUCCGGGGCUGGACCGAGAUCGAAAUGGAAAGAGGCAGUUGCUUGUGCAGCAACAGUUGGUGGCCGACGACGAAGAUGACAUCGAGCGACAGAUCAAGACCUCUAUAAUUGAUGCUACCAAAGUGCAUGCGGCCAAGGCAAAGGCAAUGGCUACUCUCCCUCUGCCGCUGGAGCAGCUGGAUGACGAGCUGGCGGACUUCGCCCACGGUCCAACCGAUCCAGAGCUCGAGGAGCAGUUCCUAGAGCUCGAGAACUUUCCGAACAAUGAGAUCAUUGUUCUGAGCGAUACGGAUCUUAACUCUUCUAUAGCUUCGGACGCCGUCUCGGAAGACCCACUGGCUAUCGAUAAUAUUCUGGACUCUUCCUCGGUCACCACCAACGAAGAGGCUGACACCAGUGGCGAACUACUUUGGCUGAAGCUGGAUAACGAAAAGGAGAUAGCUCCCAGAGCAGUGGUAGCUACCUGCUCCGAUCCGCCACCUCAGGAGCCCGCUAAGCAGGUGAAGACCAAGGAGGACGAGCUAAGGGAUGGCGGUUCGGACUCCGGUCUAGGAAGCGAAACGUCCGCUUUGGUGAAAGGCAAGCUGGACAAGGAACCAGAGCCGGAGCCAAGCGAUAAGCAGGAAACCAAACCCACAAGAUCCAAUCUGAAACGGCGAUUGGAGGACACCGAGAGCGAUGUCAUCGACUUGCCCGACAUGUCGGCACAACCUGUGGCGUCUCAGAAGCGAGCCAAGCGCUCGAUCAAUUUUGAUCAAGUAAAGGUUUACUAUUUCCCCAGGCAACAGGGCUUCAGCUGUGUGCCCACGGCUGGCGGAUGCACCCUGGGCAUGGGUGCCCGGCACAUAGCUUUCAAGACCAUGACUCUCGCGGAGCAUGCGGCGGAGUUGCGGCGAGCACAUCGUAACCAAAAUCAGGAUCUGCAGGCGCGCGGGUCCAGCAGCGACGACAGCGAGGAGUCCGAAGAGGAUUACUUGAGUGAGGGCAGUGGCUCGGAUGCGGACGAUGGCUCCAACGGCUUCCUUCAGCCUGUGACCCCGAAACAAAGAAGAGCUCUCCUCAAAGCAGCCGGUGUUCGGAAGAUAGAUGCCAGCGAGAAGAGCGAAUGCCGGGACAUCCGGAACUCUCGGGAGGUCUGCGGCUGUUCUUGCAGGGAGUUCUGUGACCCGGAAACCUGCGACUGCAGCCAAGCCGGGAUUAAAUGCCAAGUCGACCGGGCCAUGUUCCCCUGCGGGUGCACUCGCGAAGCUUGCGGAAACACUGUGGGACGCGUGGAAUUCAAUCCUACCAGGGUGCGGACUCACUACAUCCAUACGGUAAUGAGGCUGGACUUGGAACAGCGACAGGGCUCGGUGCAGGGCAUCCAGGGAGGCCAUCUCCAGCAGCAACAACAACAGCAGCAGCAGACGCACCAGGCCAUGAGCUAUUCGCCCGUGGGAACAGGCACCGCCGCAUCCACGUACUUCCUGCAAACGCAAUCGAACUACAGUUCGGGAUACGCCUCGCCAGCCUACACGCCCGAGAGCAGUGUGAGCUACUACCAGCAGCAGGUGCAGCAGCAGCAGAGUCCUGGCAGCGGGACAAGUGCCCCGCCACAGACGCAGAGCCAAGGAUACGCGACCUACGCCCAGUUGGACAGCCUGGACUCGGGACUAUUUGCGAGUGGCAGCAAUGCCACACCCUCCUACGGAGAGCUGUAUCAGUCGCUCAGCUACGGCGGCGCUCAGAUAACGUCCUACUCGGCCACAUACCAAUCGCAUUCAUCAUCGGCAGGAGUCGUGGCUGCCGCCGCAGGAACUGUUAGCUCCUGUGCCUACAGCUCCUGUGCUGUACCCUCGGCCCCGCCGUUCGGAAAUGCCACCACUACGGCCUCCAGCAAUGCUCCCUAUCAGACCACCGCCGCUUCAAUGACCGCAGCAUCGACCCCAGCGCAGUCGCGACUCAUUGGUAAUCCGACAUCAACUGCUGUCUCGUCUUCGCCAGCCACCGGUACCGCUUCCUCCUCUUCUCCUUCGGAUUUUAUCAGUCUAAGCACACCGAUCGCCAGUUCCUCGCGUCUCUCCCAAAUCAACGAUCUGCUGCAGCACAACCGCAACACCACCGCCGCCUUGGUGGCUGUCUCAGAAGAAUAUAGUGGUGGGGGUGCAGUGCGAUCCUCCACAGGUGCGACAACCGUCGACUCUAUUGACACGCCGCCCAUUGUGGAAGAUGGGCAGCGAGGUUGCAUGUCUUUUGAGGCCCUGCCGCCGCCUCUAGUAACGCCGGCGCCCAUUGUGGCAGUUGUGGAAAGCAAGUUGCCGCCAAUGACCACGUUGCCCCUGCCGGCCACAGCUCCGGUGCCGCCAUCUGCCCCACAACCGCGCCAGCCGCUCGAUCAGCACCAUCAGUCCAUUGGCGAGUCCACCUAGAAGAAUUCAGGGCUAGUGGGUGGGUCUUAAUCGUAAAAGAUAACGAAGAGUAGGUACAAAAUAUUAUCAAUUGAGGAUUCUUAGUUUGAUUGUCAUGCAUCUUAGAUAUCGGAAUGAAAAUAUUUAAUUUAAAAGAAUUAUAUUUGUUAAGUUAAAAAUGAAACAUUUCCACUUAAAGUUCCUUUUUUGUUUAAGCUUUUUACUUUGCAGUUUGAGUUCAAAUUAUGUUUCUUUAAAAGUUAAUUUCUGAUGAUUUAGUUUAUAGUUUGCUUUCAAAUUGAAUUAUCUUUUAAGACAAAAUCUCCCGGAAUUUUAGAUCGAUAGUGUUUGUCCUAUUUUUUGAAAGAGAUCCACCCGGCUGAUUGGCUGGAAACUAGAGGAUCAAUGUAAGAGAGAGAGAGAGAAUGCUGGGAUAGUUUUUAUAGCAAUUUUAUACAGCAAAAAGACUUCAUUACAUUUAAGGCGGCGAUGGGCGUGGCACGGAUGACGAAUGACGGAUGAGAAGGCAAAUCAGGGGCAGGAAUCAAAAACACACAACACUCCCCGAAAUCGGGAAAAUAUAUCUUCAGUAGCGGUGGGAGCCCGAAAAGAGCUCUAAACCGUAUUGUAAAAAUUUUUAUUGUUAAAUUCUAAUUAGUCUCUAAGUGCAUAAUGUAAUUUAGUUACUUUGUUGCUUAAGUUAUGUUUCUUCCGCAAACACAAAUUCUAUUCUAACUAA